Molecule: messenger RNA, 498 nt
Organism: Herpailurus yagouaroundi (jaguarundi)
Lineage: Eukaryota; Metazoa; Chordata; Mammalia; Carnivora; Felidae
Product: tripartite motif-containing protein 48-like
Exons: 2
Source: RefSeq, a predicted model, not a curated record
AUGGAUUCCAACAUCUUCCAGAAUGAAUUCACUUGUUCCAUAUGUGUGAAGUACUUCAUAGACCCGGUCACUAUAGGCUGUGGGCACAGCUUUUGUAUGCCUUGUCUUUGUAUCUUCUGGGAGGAAGCCUAUCAUCCUCCUUCCUGCCCUGUCUGCAGGGAAACAUCCCAUCAAACGAACUUCAAAACCAACAUUGUUUUGAAGACACGGGUAUUCCUUGCCAGACGGGCAAGACCUUACCACUUACCGAGCUCUGCAGAACAGAUGUGUGAGAUACACAUGAAAACUAAGAACUUCUUCUGUGAGGUUAUGAAGGACCUGCUCUGUUUGCUGUGCUGUAAGUCAAAGGAGCAUGAGGCCCACAGACAUUGUUCCACUGACUGGACCGCUGAGGAAUACCGGCAAAAGCUCCUGAAAGAAAUGAGGUCUGUGUGGGAAAAGACACAAGAAAAUCGGAGAAAUCAAAAAAGAGAGAGCAGCAAAAUCAGAGCAUGGGAG